Messenger RNA from Salmo salar (Atlantic salmon), 2415 nucleotides. Its product is annotated as retinoic acid receptor gamma-A. Gene Ontology annotation, biological process: retinoic acid receptor signaling pathway; cellular response to corticotropin-releasing hormone stimulus; regulation of transcription by RNA polymerase II. NCBI's taxonomy places the organism in Eukaryota, Metazoa, Chordata, Actinopteri, Salmoniformes, Salmonidae. The record is from RefSeq and is a predicted model, not a curated record. Gene Ontology annotation, cellular component: transcription regulator complex; nucleus. Gene Ontology annotation, molecular function: nuclear receptor activity; RNA polymerase II cis-regulatory region sequence-specific DNA binding; zinc ion binding.
AAGAGAGAGGAGGGGGGCUGAGAAACUGAAACCUAAGCUUUCUGGACUCUAUUUUCCAUUCCUUCAGGCAUUCUGUGGCUUGUAAAAAAUGCACUGUAUAUUUGAAGUGUUGGAUCACGUGACAGGGAGGGUUUGUAAAUCAAAGUGCAUAAUGAUUUCAGUAGGGGAGAGAGAGUGAGUGAGUGAGCAAUCAAGGGAGAGAGAGAGAGAGAGAGAGAGAGAGAGAGAGAGAGAGAGAAAGGGAGAGGAAGGCAGAAUGCAACAGGCUGUGCUUUAUCUUCGCUCUGAGAGGGACUUCUGACUGAUGAACUGAACUCUACUACACAUAUCUCAAUCCACUCUCUUCCUUCAUUCGUCCAUCUGUGUUCCAGACCCACUGCAGAGCUGAGAGCGUGGAUCUGAGGCAGUGUUGCCCAGGCUUGGUGUCUCGUCUUUGGGUCCCACCUCAGCUCAUCACCCUUCCUCAGCCCUGUACUCUCCAGGCCCGCGGGACCAACCCCAAUAAGACCACUGCCUGAGCGGGACAGUGGACAGGAGCUAUCCUGGACCGGAAUUAUCCUCUCAACGCCAUGGCAACCAAUAGGGAACGGCAGGUGGGUCACAUGACUGGCUUUUCACCUGCUGUCUACCCCUUUGCCUUCAACUCCAUGAGGAGCCACUCCCCCUUCGACCUGCUGGCCAAUAGCAGCCUGUUUGGACGAUUUGGGGCGGACCUACCGAAAGAGAUGGCUGCAUUGUCAGUAGAGACACAGAGCACCAGCUCUGAGGAGAUGGUGCCCAGUUCACCCUCUCCACCCCCUCCUCCCCGAAUCUACAAGCCUUGCUUCGUGUGCCAGGACAAGUCCUCUGGAUACCACUAUGGGGUCAGCUCAUGUGAGGGCUGCAAGGGAUUCUUCCGGCGCAGUAUUCAGAAGAACAUGGUGUAUACCUGCCACCGAGACAAGAACUGUCAGAUCAACAAGGUGACACGUAACCGCUGUCAGUACUGCCGGCUGCAGAAGUGCUUUGAGGUCGGCAUGUCCAAAGAAGCGGUGCGUAAUGACAGGAACAAGAAGAAGAAGGAUGUGAAGGAGGAGGUGGUGUUGCCGGAGAGCUAUGAGCUCAGUGGAGAAUUGGAGGAGCUAGUCAACAAAGUCAGCAAGGCCCACAAAGACACCUUCCCCUCACUCGUCCAGCUGGGCAAAUACACUACAAACUCCAGUGCAGACCAUCGUGUGCAGUUGGAUCUGGGGCUGUGGGAUAAGUUCAGUGAACUUUCCACCAAGUGCAUCAUCAAGAUAGUGGAGUUUGCCAAGCGCCUGCCAGGCUUCACCACCCUCACCAUCGCUGACCAGAUCACACUCCUCAAAUCAGCCUGUCUGGACAUACUGAUGCUGAGGAUCUGCACUCGCUACACUCCGGAGCAGGACACAAUGACCUUCUCAGAUGGGCUGACCCUGAACCGGACCCAGAUGCACAACGCAGGCUUCGGGCCGCUCACAGAACUGGUGUUUGCCUUUGCUGGCCAGCUGCUGCCUCUGGAGAUGGACGACACAGAGACCGGCCUCCUCAGCGCCAUCUGCCUCAUCUGUGGAGACCGUAUGGACUUGGAGGAGCCCCAGAAGGUGGACAAGCUGCAGGAGCCCCUCCUGGAGGCCCUAAAGAUCUACGCCCGCCGCAGACGCCCCAACAAGCCCCAUUUGUUCCCCCGUAUGUUGAUGAAGGUCACUGACCUCAGGGGCAUCAGCACCAAGGGUGCGGAGAGAGCCAUCACUCUGAAGAUGGAGAUCCCAGGCCCCAUGCCUCCUCUGAUCAGGGAGAUGCUGGAGAACCCUGAAGCCUUUGAGGACAGCAGCGACUCUGGGGACAGCGCCUCUGCCACCGCCCCGCCUGCCAUCCAGGCCAUCAAGAGAGAGAGGGAGGAGGAGAAGAGCCUGGAGGAGGAAGAUGAGGAGGAUGAAUGGGGGGAUGAGGAUAGGGAGAGAGGGGCGGACAGCGAUGGGGAGCCUUGGGGGGAGGCUGCAGUGGCAGCAGGGGGGUCCCAGAAAGGGGCGACUGGGAGAGCCCAGUGAGAGACAUAGUGAUGCACUCUGACCCAUACACAACACCUCCUGCUCCACUACCCUCAGACAGACCAACACUCCAUGUCCUAGCACACCAAGUCAUCUCCCUACAUGAGCAGCCCAUCCUGUAACAAGGGUCUUUGCCAAGACGUAACAUUCACCUUUGCUGUUACACUACCCCCCCCAUACAUUUACAAAUAUACACACAUACACCACAUACAUACUGUAUACCCAUAAUAAUUCCCUCUUUGCUCUAGAUAGACAGAGAAGUAAAGGCUGCAUCUGUAUUGAACCUACUCUGACACUCCAUGGUGAAACGGGCCCUUUCUAUAGGAACAGGUGGAACAUGUAGUCCAGGAAAUAAGAGAAGAGA